UUUUUAGAUGCGACCCAGGAUUCAAAUUGAACUUGUUGCGCGGCAUAAGAAAUAUUUGGAAGAACAGAUACAAGUUCUGGAACCUGUCUUGGAUGUUAUGAAACAGGCUGUACAAAAAAGUAAGACUUGGAUAGAAGAGGAUAAAAAUGAACAUCCCUCCUUCACCUACAUAGAUAUACAUCAAGAGCUAGACACAGCUACUUUGAGUUUGUUGAAUGCGGCAUCAUCAAUCAUAAAUGAAAAUAAAGACUACGUAGAUUACGAGGAAUAUACGCCAUCAUUACCCCAGUCUACACCACAGACUACAGCAGCAGAUAAACGUGACAUUAGUGAAUCAAAUCAUCAAGUCACUAAACAAUCAACAGCGGAAAUAAUGAGUCGACUUGAGCAGAUAGAGACAGCCAUAUCUUCUCUGCAAGACGUCAGUCGACUUGAGCAGAUAGAGACAGCCAUAUCUUCUCUACAAGACGUCAGUCGACUUGAGCAGAUAGAGACAGCCAUAUCUUCUCUACAAGACGUCAGUCGACUUGAGCAGAUAGAGACAGCCAUAUCUUCUCUACAAGACGUCAGUCGACUUGAGCAGAUAGAGACAGCCAUAUCUUCUCUACAAGACGUCAGUCGACUUGAGCAGAUAGAGACAGCCAUAUCUUCUCUACAAGACGUCAGUCGACUUGAGCAGAUAGAGACAGCCAUAUCUUCUCUACAAGACGUCAGUCGACUUGAGCAGAUAGAGACAGCCAUAUCUUCUCUACAAGACGUCAGUCGACUUCAGCAGAUAGAGACAGCCAUAUCUUCUCUACAAGACGUCAGUCGACUUGAGCAGAUAGAGACAGCCAUAACUUCUCUACAAGACGUCAGUCGACUUGAGCAGAUAGAGACAACCAUAUCUUCUCUACAAGACGUCAGUCGACUUGAGCAGAUAGAGACAGCCAUAUCUUCUCUACAAGAUGUCAAUGACAAGUCUGCAGAUGACAUAUCAGAAAUAAAACAAUGGAGAGACAACUUUGUAGCAGAACAGAGUGACAUGGGGGUAAACAUUGAACAACUGACUAAAAAACAUAAACAGAAUUUUAAAAAUCUCAGAAAACAAAUGAGUGAACAAGAAAAUAAAGUAAAGGAGCUGAAAACAGAAAUUGAAAGUUUAAAAGAAAAAGAAACCAAGUCAAAUAAAUCACUAGAGAUACUGUCUCUUGAUUUGAAAGAAUAUGGAAACGACUUACUCAAGAUAAAUAAAAUGCUGGAAGAUCAUACAGAUAAAACUGACUGUAUAGCACAAGAAAUUAAAAGACAUUCUGAUCAGAUUGUUUCUUUACACGAUGAAAAUAAUAAAAUCUUUGUCGAUACAAGAACCAAACUUGAGAAAGUGCAAUCAAAGCACAGUGUGAUGUACAAACUCCUGCAACAAAGAUUGAUGCCUAUCGACAAACUCUUUCAAAUAUUUAACCAGAACUUGGAAACUAGGGAAGAAAGAAUAAAUAAGAGUCACGUGUAUGUAAACGAUAUGCAUGUCAUGUACAGCUUGCUCAUCAGAUACCUGUCAAUAAGGGAUCAAUAA
Molecule: messenger RNA, 1555 nt
Organism: Physella acuta
Lineage: Eukaryota; Metazoa; Mollusca; Gastropoda; Physidae
Product: kinectin-like
Source: RefSeq, a predicted model, not a curated record